UCUUUUGUGCUGCUGGAAUGCCAAUAUGGACAUUCAGUUUGUAUGUGAUGCAUAUGCAUGUGUUGUUUACAUUAUCUCAUAUAUCUCAAAAGCAGAAAGGGAAAUGGGUUUGUUACUUAAACAUGCACAGAAUGAAGUUAAAAGUAAAGGAAAUGUAGAGGCAAAACAGGCUCUUAACAAAUUAGGAGGUGUGUUUUUACAUAACAGAGAAGUGUCUGCUCAGGAAAGUGUGUAUAGACUUACAAACAUGCAUUUAAAGGAGUGCUCCAGAAAAGUUGUAUUUGUUCCAACUGGAGACAAUCUUGUUAGGAUGAGUCUACCACUAAAUGUAAUUCAGAAGAGAGCAGAGCAACAAGACAUAAACAAAGACAAAAUCUGGAUGACAAACAUCACUGAUCGUUACAAAAGUAGACCCAAAACUAAUGACUUUAAAGAUAUGUGUUUAGCAAGUUUUGCUUCAGAAUAUAGAGAUGUGGCCAAAAGUGAACACAGUCAAAGUCAUGUUAUUAAAUUAGAUAAUGACUGUGGUUAUAUAAGAAAGAGGACAAGUACAGAUGUGGCUGUGGUGAGAUAUGCUCACUUUUCACCAACACAUGAGUGUGAAAAGCACUAUCAAAGCCUGCUUCAGCUGUUUUUACCUUAUUUUACUGACAAUCAGUUGAAACCCCCACAGUUUCACUGUUUUGAAGAGUUUUAUGACACAGGAUCUAUUACUAACAGCAGGAAUGAAAUUAAAUCUGUCAAAGAGGUGGUUGAUCUGAACAGGUCUAAAUUUGAAAAAGAAGCAGAAGAAUUAGAACGCUGUGAAGAAGCUGUAGAACAUGUAGGCUUUCAAGAAGAUGUUUGGGCUGAACUUUGUCCUGAAGCUGAAUUACAGCGAUUAGAAAGUAUAGAGGAAAUGAGUGUUAACAAAGAUUUGUUUCCUACAGAAAGAGAAAUAAUUCCAGAUUUACAACCACAAAAUACACCUGUGUCUCUCGAAUUCCCAAAACAGAAAAUUAGUUAUUCUGAAGCACAAAGUAUUAUGAGAUCAUUGAAUGAACUGCAAUCACAGGUCUUUUAUAAGAUACGACAGUGGUGUUUAGAUAAAGUUAAUGGUAAAAAUCCAGCACCUUUUCAUGUAUUUAUUUCUGGUGGAGCAGGCACAGGAAAGUCCCACUUAAUUUAAAGCUGUGUAU
Molecule: messenger RNA, 1178 nt
Organism: Sphaeramia orbicularis (orbiculate cardinalfish)
Lineage: Eukaryota; Metazoa; Chordata; Actinopteri; Kurtiformes; Apogonidae
Exons: 1
Coding region: 26-1168 (380 amino acids)
Source: RefSeq, a predicted model, not a curated record